Molecule: messenger RNA, 794 nt
Organism: Colletotrichum navitas
Lineage: Eukaryota; Fungi; Ascomycota; Sordariomycetes; Glomerellales; Glomerellaceae
Exons: 2
Coding region: 130-498 (122 amino acids)
Source: RefSeq, a predicted model, not a curated record
GGCGACCAUGGAUUGGCGGGCACGCUUUACCGUACUUGUACAGAGCAGAGCAGGUAGGCAGUGAGUGUACCUACCUACUUACUUUGCGUCAAAUUCCCACGUUCCAUCAACCAGCCUGCCACUGCCAGGAUGAAGGCAGGUCCGGGUUUGUUCACCAUCGUCAUUUCCUUCUCCUUCUCAUUCUCCUUGUCCUCCUUCCUCCCCUCCUUCCGCUUCCCCUUCUGCCUUCUCUCGGCCGUGCCUGCCUGCCUGCCUCCUAUUUCUCACCUCAUCCUACCAUGCCGUUCCUUCACAUUGUUCCCUUCUUUAUACAUGGCGUCUAAUUACUGCCCUGCCCCAAGUUCGGAAACAGGAACCCACCCCAGUCUAAUGCUUAAACUUGGAUGCAUCUACGUAGGUACCUAUGUACCUAUCUACCUAUUAAAGAGGUGGGAGGUAAGUGUGUGCCUAUUUCCGAGCCAUCUCUGCUUGGCUUGGCUUGACCCUGGGAGGACUUGACUUGCCAUGCCUGCAUCGCUCUAGCGUACGACAUCCGGCGCCACUGAAGCAGCCGCUUGUUCGUCUUCAACCUCGCCGCCGCCCCACGCAACCUGCGGUGGUCAUCGUCCCAAAGGCAACUCCCGCCAUGUCCCACCUACCUAGGUACGUACCUAGCUAGGUAUUCGUCGAAUCCAAUAGCCUCGUAUCUUCUUAGUAGGCUGCACUAGGUAGGCACCACUGCUGAUCGGGCCGCACAUGUCGAUCUGAAACCCGCUCUCGACUGCCCGGUCGGCAAGAAAACGGGUGAGAAAAGG